AUGCCCAAACGCAAGCUCGACGAGGUCAGCGGCCCCGCGCGGUCGAGCGACACCCGCAAAAUGUCCAUCCACGGCACUCGGCUGACGCAGAUGUUCGAGAACGGCGUGCUGAUGAUAUCGCGCGGCCUGAGGACAUCGCGCGGCUUUGAGCGACAGAAGCUCAGUCGCCGAGAGAAGACCGCGAAAGCGCAGAAGGACGAUAAGGCGUUGGCGCGACUAAAGGAAGAAAUCGAGACUUUGAAGAGUCUCGAUUACCAAGUCACAUCUGAGCGAUACUUAUACAAGCAAUUGAUCAAGACGAAGCGGAUUGCAGAGACGAAGACGUUCGGGGAGUUUCAGGCAGUCAAGAAAGUGUCUCAGGAAGGCCCGAAGAGCACUGCCGAAGCCAAUAUUCUAGCGCGACUAUUCAAAUCCACACCUGUGCAGAAAGAAAUCCCAGGCAUCAUGGCUGGUAUUCGGAAACUACUGAGGAUCGACGACGCGCCUGGGAAAGGCAAAGAAGACAAGAAGAAGGAUGCGGCACCGAAGACACGGAAAGAAAAGAGCGGAUCGGAGUCUGAAUCAGAGGAACGGACGACGAAAUCUAGGCGCGGCGAGCAGGUCUCCCGCCCCGAGAUUGAUAUGGAUAUCUCUGGCUCAGACGAAUCCGGAGACGAAGAUCUCUCACAGUUCGACUCACGACUUGCGCCUGAUUCCGACGCUGACUCGGAAUCUGACGAGGAGGAUCUCGCCGCAGACGACAUCUCCGACUCUAUCUCCCGCUCUCCCUCCCCCUCCUUCUCUGCUGAAGAUUCUCCACCGCCCAAGAAAGCAAAGGGAGUCAAGGGCUCUUCCGCACCGGUGCAAAGUACUACAUUCUUGCCGUCUCUCAUGCACGGUGGUUACUGGUCUGGCUCGGAAGAAGCUACUGAUGAGGAAGAUGCUGGUGCCAAGCCUGUUCGGAAGAACCGCAUGGGUCAACAAGCACGUCGGGCUUUGUGGGAGAAGAAGUUCGGAGCCAGUGCAAACCACGUUAAGCAGGAACAGAUAGCUGCGAAGUAUGGUGGUAGAGAUAAUGGGUGGGACACGAAGCGCGGUGCAGUUGAGGGUUCGAGAGGAGGAAGAGGUGGCAGACGUGGUGGUUUCGGGGGUGGAUUUGGGCGUCCUCAGAACAGGGAUGGUCCUGCUGGUGCUCACACUGGUGGUAAGCCUAAAGGUCCACCCAAGGAUGAAGGCCCGCUGCAUCCCUCUUGGGAGGCCAAGCGGAAAGCCAAGGAGCAGACUGCAGCAACUUUCUCUGGAACGAAAGUUACUUUCGAUUAG
Messenger RNA from Penicillium paradoxum, 1302 nucleotides. RefSeq names its product BUD22 family protein. Lineage: Eukaryota; Fungi; Ascomycota; Eurotiomycetes; Eurotiales; Aspergillaceae. The record is from RefSeq and is a predicted model, not a curated record. The coding region runs from base 1 to 1302 and encodes 433 amino acids. Gene Ontology annotation, biological process: maturation of SSU-rRNA. Gene Ontology annotation, cellular component: nucleus; 90S preribosome. The transcript is spliced from 2 exons.